CUAAGAAGGAUAAGACAUCAGUUUGAAAAGAGCCCCUAUCAGAACAACAUGAAUUCUGCUAAAAUUGAAGCAAGAACAAACAUCAAGUUUAUGGUGAAGCUUGGGUGGAAGAACGGUGAAAUUAUUGAUGCUUUACGAAAGGUUUAUGGGGACAGUGCCCCAAAGAAAUCAGCAGUUUACAAAUGGAUAACUCGUUUUAAGAAAGGGCGAGACAAUGUUGAAGAUGAAGCCCGCAGCGGCAGACCUUCCACAUCAAUUUGUGAGGAAAAAAUUAGUCUUGUUCGUGCUCUAAUUGAGGAGGACCGAAGAUUAACGGCAGAAGCAAUAGCCAAUACCAUUGACAUCUCAACUGGUUCGGCUUACACAAUUUUGACUGAAAAAUUAAAGUUGAGCAAACUUUCUGCACCCUGGGUCCCAAAAGUAUUGCACCCAGAUCAGCUGCAGACAAGAGCAGAGAUUUCAAUGGAAGUUUUAAAUAAGUGGGAUCAAGAUCCUGAUGCAUUUCUUCGAAGAAUUGAAACAGGAGGUCGAACUUGGCUUUACCAGUACAAUCCUGUAUGCAAAGCACAUUCAAAGCAGUGGUUACCAAGAGAUGGGAUUGGUCCAGUCAAAGCAAAAGUGGACAGGUCAAGAACAAAGCUUUUGCCUACCAAAAAGUUUUGGGAACCUGAUGAUUCAACAAAAGAUGGACAAAAAAGCAUAUUUCUUGGGGAUGAUGAAUGGAGAGAGACUGCAUGGGGAACUUCUCACCAUUCAAUGUCCCAGCCUAUCAUGGUACAGAGAAGAUCUGGACAGGGUUUUCAUGGAAACAGUGAAGUAAAUGCAGUACUGUCUCCGCGAUCAGAAAGUGGAGGCCUUGGUGUGAGCAUGGUAGAAUAUGUGUUAAGUUCUUCUCCUGCUGAUAAAUUGGAUUCUCGAUUUAGGAAGGGAACUUUUGGCACUAGAGAUGCUGAAACAGAUGGACCUGAGAAAGGAGAUCAAAAAGGCAAGGCUUCUCCAUUUGAGGAGGACCAAAACAGAGAUCUUAAACAAGGAGAUGAUGAUGAUUCUAAAAUAAAUGGCAGAGGUUUGCCAAAUGGAAUGGAUGCUGAUUGCAAAGAUUUUAAUCGUACUCCUGGAAGUCGUCAAGCCUCUCCAACUGAAGUAGUUGAGCGCCUAGGCCCCGGUACUAAUCCUCCAGAGGGAUUGGGGCCUCUUCCUAAUCCUACAACUAAUAAACCACUUGUUGAAGACUUUUCUAAUCCUGAAACUCAGAAUCUGGAUGCCAUGGAACAAGUUGGUCUGGAUUCCUUACAGUUUGACUAUCCUGGUAAUCAGGUUCCAAUGGACUCUUCAGGAGCUACUGUGGGCCUUUUUGACUACAAUUCCCAACAGCAGCUCUUUCAGAGGACUAAUGCACUCACGGUUCAGCAGUUGACCGCAGCUCAGCAGCAGCAGUAUGCAUUAGCAGCAGCUCAGCAGCCCCACAUAGCUGGAGUAUUCUCAGCAGGCCUUGCUCCAGCUGCAUUUGUGCCAAAUCCAUAUAUUAUUAGUGCUGCUCCUCCAGGAACUGAUCCAUAUACUGCAGCAGGAUUGGCUGCAGCAGCAACAUUAGCAGGUCCAGCAGUGGUUCCACCUCAGUAUUACGGUGUUCCGUGGGGGGUGUAUCCAGCCAAUUUAUUUCAGCAACAAGCUGCAGCUGCGGCAAACAACACAGCCAAUCAGCAGGCAGCAUCACAGGCUCAGCCUGGACAGCAGCAGGUUCUCCGUGCUGGAGCAGGUCAACGUCCUCUUACUCCCAGUCAGGGUCAGCAAGGGCAGCAAGCAGAAUCACUUGCAGCAGCUGCAGCAGCAAAUCCAACUCUGGCUUUUGGUCAGAGUCUUGCUACGGGCAUGCCAGGCUAUCAAGUACUAGCUCCAACUGCCUAUUAUGAUCAGACUGGUGCCUUAGUGGUUGGCCCUGGAGCAAGAACUGGCCUUGGAACUCCAGUUCGAUUAAUGGCUCCAACACCUGUUUUAAUUAGUUCAGCAGCAGCACAAGCUGCAGCAGCAGCAGCAGCAGCUGGAGGAACUGCAAAUAGUCUUACAGGCAGCACAAAUGGUCUGUUUCGGCCAAUUGGCACUCAGCCACCGCAGCAGCAGCAGCAGCAGCAGCAGCCGAGCACUAAUCUGCAGUCUAAUUCAUUCUAUGGGAGCAAUUCUUUAACUAACAGCUCCCAGAGCAGUUCUUUAUUCUCUCAUGGACCUGGUCAACCUGGAAGUACAUCGCUUGGCUUUGGAAGCAGUAGCUCUUUGGGUGCUGCUAUAGGCUCAGCCCUCAGUGGAUUUGGUUCAUCAGUUGGCAGUUCUGCAAGUAGUAGUGCCACAAGGAGAGAGUCUCUAUCUACUAGCUCUGACUUGUACAAAAGAUCUAGUAGCAGCCUAGCACCCAUAGGGCAACCAUUUUACAAUAGUCUGGGAUUUUCCUCCUCUCCAAGUCCAAUAGGCAUGCCUCUGCCAAGCCAAACUCCAGGACAUUCACUUACGCCACCGCCAUCACUUUCAUCACAUGGAUCCUCAUCCAGUUUGCACUUAGGAGGACUGACAAAUGGUAGUGGUCGCUAUAUCUCUGCAGCACCUGGAGCAGAAGCAAAAUACCGAAGUGCUUCAAGCACUUCCAGUCUCUUCAGCUCCAGCAGCCAGCUCUUCCCUCCUUCUCGGCUUCGAUAUAACAGGUCUGACAUUAUGCCUUCGGGCCGCAGUAGAUUACUCGAAGAUUUCAGAAACAACCGCUUCCCAAACCUUCAGCUUAGAGACUUGAUUGGACAUAUUGUUGAGUUUUCUCAAGACCAGCAUGGUUCUAGAUUUAUACAGCAAAAGCUAGAGAGAGCUACCCCAGCUGAGCGACAAAUGGUAUUUAAUGAAAUUCUACAGGCAGCCUAUCAAUUAAUGACAGAUGUUUUUGGAAACUACGUUAUACAAAAGUUUUUUGAGUUUGGGAGUUUGGAUCAAAAAUUAGCCCUGGCUACUCGUAUUCGUGGUCAUGUUCUGCCCCUUGCCCUGCAGAUGUAUGGCUGCCGUGUUAUUCAGAAAGCAUUAGAAUCUAUUUCUUCUGACCAGCAGGUAAUUAGUGAAAUGGUAAAGGAGCUAGAUGGUCAUGUACUCAAGUGUGUGAAAGAUCAGAAUGGGAACCAUGUUGUACAAAAAUGUAUUGAAUGUGUUCAGCCACAGUCGCUGCAGUUUAUCAUUGAUGCUUUCAAAGGACAAGUAUUUGUGCUUUCAACUCAUCCUUAUGGCUGCAGAGUGAUUCAGCGUAUCCUAGAGCAUUGCACGGCAGAACAGACCUUACCUAUCUUAGAAGAGCUUCACCAACACACAGAGCAGUUGGUACAGGAUCAGUAUGGCAAUUAUGUUAUUCAGCAUGUACUGGAACAUGGUCGACCUGAAGACAAGAGCAAAAUUGUUUCUGAAAUCAGAGGGAAGGUCUUAGCCCUGAGUCAACACAAAUUUGCCAGCAAUGUAGUUGAAAAGUGUGUUACUCACGCCUCUCGUGCUGAGAGGGCUUUGCUGAUUGAUGAGGUUUGCUGCCAGAAUGAUGGUCCUCACAGUGCCUUAUACACCAUGAUGAAGGACCAGUAUGCCAAUUACGUGGUUCAGAAGAUGAUUGAUAUGGCCGAACCUGCUCAGAGAAAGAUAAUCAUGCACAAGAUUCGACCUCACAUCACUACUUUGCGCAAAUACACAUACGGGAAGCAUAUACUGGCCAAGUUGGAAAAAUACUAUUUGAAAAAUAGCCCAGAUCUGGGGCCUAUUGGAGGACCACCAAAUGGAAUGCUAUAAAGGAAAAAAGAAAGAAGAUGAUUUAACAUAUGAAACAUUUCUUUUGUGAAUUAUCAAAACACAACUCAGCUAUGAAUCUUCAAAUUUUUUUUAAUGCAAAACUAUUUAUUGACUUCUUUCAUCCAUUUGUAAAUUUUUUAAGGUUCUUGUGUAUAUUUGGGGGUGGGGUGGUGAAUUAUAAAUUAUAUUCAGCCCUGAGUGGAGACCUAUCAGAUUGAGUUGCUGGCAAAGCACAGAAUGCCUGUAUAUGAUGUAACUGUAUCAAAAAAAACUGUCAUAUUUUGUAAAUUUUUACCUUGUAAAGUCACAAAAAUAGUUUUUAAAGGAAAAAGUACAGUAUUCUUUUAAUAAACUAGCUUGCAGUCUGGUAGGUCUACAACCCCAUAGCACAACAGGUUUAUAGAGAUGUAUAUAGAAUUAUAGUCCUUAUUUUUUUUUCUUUGCGUGACGCCUUUUAUAACACAUAACAAUCAACUGCAUAAAUAUUAUUAAUAUUUUAAAAAGAGAAAGUUAAGUUGUAUUUUGGUAAUUCACAAACUAUCAUGCAAAUUAAAACUCAGCAAGUGAAAUAAUAAAAUGAUUUGAGAUGGAAAGAACUUAUUAUUUACAGUGGACAUGGUUUUAAUACAAAUACUGCCCUACAGUGUGUCUGGCAAUGUACAGAAGUCUUGUAUAUACUUAAAUAUGUAAUUGUUGUAAGAGUUAGAAAAAAAAUCAUGAUGACACUUCCAUCCAUUUAAGUGCGCUAAGUGGAAAGUUAAGUCUCAUUAACUUUUCAGUUUGGUUUGCAAUGAGAAAGAGUGGAAAUUUGUGUUUUGUUUUGCUUAUAGAAUUACAAAGACGUGUUGAGCUUUAUUUUGCUUUUUCAUAGUAGAUGCAGAAAGUAGGAACCAGAUAGAGGUGAAAAGGGGCCAUUGAAAAGUGAUUUUGAUAGCUCAACAUUUAAGCAUGAUUACAUAUUCAGAUAGCUUUUGUUGCUCCCUAUAAAUAUAUGCAUUGUGUGUGUAGUAAUAGAUGUAAGUUUACACUUUGAAAGCAGAUCUUGUUUCAAUGUUUAUUAUAAAAAGCCUUGCUAAUUUAGUAGUGACACUUUCCUUGGUUGUACAGGUGUACAUUUGUAAACCUUCAUGCUGUAAAUGGAAUUUGUUUUACCUCUUUGGAAAACAUUUGCAUCUUAGUGUACAUUUAUGUCCCUGCCCUCUUUGACCUGGCAAAAUAGUGUUGUAUAAUGUAAAUUUAUUUCUCCAAAUCAAGAGUGAUUUUUUUAAAAAUUUUUUAACUUUAUAUGGUUUCAGAAGUAUGAACCAGCUUUCUUUUUAUUAUUGUGAGAAGCAUUUUGUUUUAUAACAUAGUUGUUGACUCUGUUAAUAUGGACAUGCUAGGCAUUUGGAUCAUUUUCAACUGAAGUCAGGGUAUUGUGCAUAAUAGAAAGUAUUGGACUGAGA
This is a messenger RNA of Lepus europaeus (European hare), 5243 nucleotides long. It is a transcript of the gene PUM2, whose product is annotated as pumilio RNA binding family member 2. Gene Ontology annotation, biological process: regulation of mRNA stability; miRNA processing. Lineage: Eukaryota; Metazoa; Chordata; Mammalia; Lagomorpha; Leporidae. The record is from RefSeq and is a predicted model, not a curated record. Gene Ontology annotation, molecular function: mRNA 3'-UTR binding. Gene Ontology annotation, cellular component: cytoplasm; cytosol. The coding region runs from base 49 to 3798 and encodes 1249 amino acids. The transcript has 20 exons.